Molecule: messenger RNA, 972 nt
Organism: Didymella exigua CBS 183.55
Lineage: Eukaryota; Fungi; Ascomycota; Dothideomycetes; Pleosporales; Didymellaceae
Exons: 4
Coding region: 1-972 (323 amino acids)
Source: RefSeq, a predicted model, not a curated record
AUGUAUAUCUCACAGCUCGCUUUUGUCGCCGCUCUGGCAGCCUCGGUCUCGGCCCACGGUGUCGUCACUGAGAUCCAGGGAGCCAACGGUGUGAGCAUGCCCGGUCUCACAGUGGCUGACGGCACGCCUCGCGACUGCUCUUCCAACGGCUGCGGAUCCCAGGCAGACACCGCAAUCAUUCGUGAUGGCGAGAUCGCCAGUGGAAAGGCAACACCUCUAGGACGUACCCAAGGCAAUGGUCCCGUUGAUGCAUCCGUCAUGGUCGCGGCUUUCAUGGGGGCUGCUACAGGAGUUGCUCCGCCAACCAACCAGGGUGCUUCUGGCGCCGUGGGCGUCGAGGACGACAUACCCCAGAACGCCCAGGGUCGCGGUGGUGCCGGUGCUGGUGCUCGUAGGCGCCAGCUCUUGAGUGGCCUUUUCGGAGGCGGAGGUGCUGGUGGUGCUGGAGGCGCCGCUGGUGCCGCUGGUGCAACUGGUAUCGCGGGUCUCCUCGGUGGAGGUGGCACCAAGGCUGAGGGCCCACCAGAGGCUCGUGUUGCUGCUGCUAAUGGCGCGGGCGCAAGCAGUGGUCUGCCCACUUGCGCAACCGAUGGCACAGUCACCAUGACUCUUCGUCAGAUCAACCAGGAUGGCGCCGGUCCGUUCACUGCCGAUGUCGAUGGCACCAGUGGAGGAACCGACGAAGCUGCGAUGCAGCCUGCGACUGUUGUUCAGGACGUGCCCGGCCUCGGCGUCCAGGGUAUCUCUCUGGCCACCAGCACCGAGUUUGAGAUGAAGGUUCAGAUGCCUGCAGGUAUGACUUGUGACGCUACCGUUGCCGGAACCCCCAACGUCUGCGUCAUGAGGGUCCGCAACGGUGCUGCUGCUGGUCCCUUCGGUGGCAGCGUUGCCUUUACCCAAGGUGCUGCUGCGAGGAAGCGAGCCGUCGCCUACAGGCUGAAGAAGCGUAUGGAGAUUGCCCGCAAGCACUAG